AAAAAAAAAAAAAAAAAAAAAAAAAAAAGUGUGAGGGGUUAAUCGUUCAUUUUAGGUAAUAUCACUGCUGUAAUCGUGAAUAAAACCAUUUUAUGUACCCAUGAGUUGAGCCCAAUCUCAAUUGUUAAAAGCGAAUGCAUGUCGCUUUAGAAAACGUCAGCAACUCCGAUUUGUUACGAAGCAAGCCUCCUGGAAUGGGCACGAGCCCGGCGCCAACUAGAAAUGCCCAACAACAUACAUCAACAAAAACAUUUUUCACUUUCAGUUAUCUGUGUCUGACAGCCUGGUAUACUUCGCAGGCUAGUUCAACAUUGCGCACAUUCGCACGCGCCAUUUAAAUUGGCACAUGCUUCAGAAUCUCUCCAAGAACGUCUCCACACCCUGACACGCUCCGAAGAGGAAAAACAAGAGGAGGAGAAAGAAAGCUCGACUACUUCAUUUGUACAGAAGUCGUGCGUGUUCCACGUACAAAAGAGCACCGAUUUCACACCCGACUGAUCGUGGGGAGAAAAACGGCUCUGAAAGAACGACAGGAAACUCCAGAAAAGAUUUAAGCGUCUCUACAAAGGCAAGAUUCAAGCUGGCGGGCCGGGUGAGGGAUCUUCAGUCCCAGGACGAGGGUGGCAUUCGGGAAAACGGCGACACUGUGAAAAAACCUUCCGGAUUCACCCAAGAAGAGAAAAUGAUUGUGACUGAAAUUGAGAAGGAGAUUCCCAUGCGUGUGUCCCUGCCUAUUGAGGUGAUGAGUCCUGACCAGGCAUUUCCUUUCCUCAACACCACACUUGCAGAUCUGGGCAUUGACGAAUCGGCAGUGAAAGAGCGUGUGGUGUGGGUGGACACCAAGCGCACAAAGGUGAGGAGCAGAUCGGGGAGACUUAAAGAGAAGGAAGUGUCGGUGCUGGAGGUACGAGUGAAAGCACAACUGCCGGGUCAAGCCAAAUGCCAGGAGGUUCUCUACAGCACCGAGUCACACACGGACCGCUCUUACUGCCGCAGCGGCAUCAUCUUCCAGCCGUGGACACGCGCUCAAACAGUUGACAAUGAGAUGGUGGAAAUGACCCUGGCUUUGGAUACACAAUCCCAUACCACAAAAGACACGUCAGAAGAGCAGUUGGAAUGAACAUAGAUCAUAAUCAUCAUAACACACUAACAUCAUGCUGUUAUUUGACCUUUUUAAGAUAUGACCGGUCUCUAACCUGCUUCUUACUGCAACACCGCUUAAAUACAGACUGUUAUUUCUGGGAUUUUAUUAAAUCCUUGUCUAGGUGUAAAAAUACUCGAACAUUUCCCCCAAAUGUGGUUACAGUUAACCACUGAUAACCGCAUGGAAAGAUAGUAAUAUAACAGUAAUGAUCGUUUCUUCACGAUCAACGUGUUUUAAAGGAGUUUCUUCUAACAGAAGCAAGUAAGGCUUAGAAGAAAAAAGAAAAAAAAAACACCUCUGCUCUUCUUUGUAUAGAAAACUGAAGAUUAAGCGGUGUGUCCCAGGAACGUGCAAGGAGAUCAACUUCUUCUGAACAUGCUUUGUGGAACUGCCGAUCUCAACACGAGCCUCUAUACAUUUAAACGAUUUCCUAAAUAUACGUCUUCUCUUUAAAUAACCAUCCCGAGUCGCUGUAGUGAGGGUUCAACGUGCUGAGUGG
This is a messenger RNA of Ictalurus punctatus (channel catfish), 1643 nucleotides long. RefSeq lists its product as uncharacterized. The record is from RefSeq and is a predicted model, not a curated record. The coding region runs from base 683 to 1120 and encodes 145 amino acids. NCBI's taxonomy places the organism in Eukaryota, Metazoa, Chordata, Actinopteri, Siluriformes, Ictaluridae. The transcript is spliced from 3 exons.